Molecule: messenger RNA, 3111 nt
Organism: Diabrotica balteata
Lineage: Eukaryota; Metazoa; Arthropoda; Insecta; Coleoptera; Chrysomelidae
Source: the annotation of a GenBank genome assembly
AAAUUAAUCAACAUUUUUAAACAUUAACAACAUGGUCCGAAAAAAGAUUGACAACAGACUUCGAGUUUUAAUCGAAAAUGGGGUUAAAUUGGGCCACAGGACCUUAUUUGCUAUUGUGGGCGAUAAAGGAAGAGAUCAGGUAGUUAUUUUACACCACAUGUUAGCUAAAGCAGAAGUUAAAGCUAGACCUUCAGUGCUAUGGUGCUACAAAAAAGAGUUGGGAUUUAGCAGUCACAGAAAGAAGAGAAUGAAACAAGUACAGCAUAAGAUACAAGCAGGAAAGUUGAACGUGAAUGAAGAUGAUCCCUUUGAAUUGUUUUUAGCUUCUACAAAGAUAAGAUUUUGUUAUUAUUCAGAGACGCAUAAGAUUCUUGGAAAUACCUUUGGUAUGUGUGUGUUACAAGAUUUUGAAGCCUUAACUCCCAAUUUAUUGGCUAGAACUAUCGAAACAGUUGAAGGAGGUGGUCUAGUAGUAUUAUUACUAAGAUCUGUUAACUCUCUGAAACAACUGUACACUAUGAGCAUGGAUGUCCACCAAAGAUUCAGAACUGAAGCACACCAAGAUGUAGUAUGUAGGUUUAAUGAAAGAUUUUUAUUAUCUUUAGCUUCUUGUAAAAGAUGUCUAGUAGUGGACGAUCAGCUUACUGUUCUUCCUAUUUCAUCACAUAACCUACAUGUUGCACCUGUCGAAAAUGUACAGGAAGUUGAUGAAAGUACCACUGAGCUGAAUGAUUUGAAAGAACAGUUACGGGAUACUCAGCCUGUAGGAAAUUUGGUAAAUCUUUGUAAGACAUUGGAUCAGGGCAAAGCUUUGCUUAAAUUUAUAGAAUCCAUCUCUGAGAAAACUUUGAGAUCCACAGUAUCACUUACAGCAUCUAGAGGAAGAGGAAAAUCAGCAGCUCUGGGUCUAGCAGUGUCAGCAGCAGUAGCUUUUGGAUACUCUAACAUAUUUGUAACUAGUCCAAGCCCUGAGAAUUUGAACACAUUUUUUGACUUUGUAUUCAAAGGUUUUGAUGCCUUGGAGUAUCAAGAACACAUUGACUAUGGACUUGUUCAGAGUACUAACCCUGAAUUUAAUAAGGCUAUUGUAAGGGUAAAUGUGUUUAGGGAUCAUAGGCAAACAAUUCAGUAUAUCCACCCAACUGACAGCCAUAGAUUAUCUCAAGCAGAGCUAUUAGUUAUAGACGAAGCUGCAGCCAUUCCGCUACCAUAUGUUAAAGCUAUGUUGGGUCCAUAUUUAGUAUUUCUAGCUUCUACUAUAAAUGGUUAUGAAGGAACGGGUAGAUCAUUGUCUCUAAAGCUGUUGAACCAACUAAGAAUUCAAGCUGCACCUAUAGGAGCUAACACUAAUGCAGUCAAUAAGAAAGACUCCGGUGCUGCUACAGGAAGAACACUACAUGAGGUAACUCUGAAUGAAUCAAUUCGUUACAAACCUGGCGAUGAUGUAGAAACGUGGUUGGUAAAACUGUUGUGUUUGGAUUCAACUUCUGUCUCGCCUAUCUUAUCCGGUUGUCCUCCUCCUGACAGUUGUGAUUUAUACUAUAUUAACAGAGACACUCUUUUCUGUUACCACAAAGCAUCAGAAGAGUUCUUGCAAAGAUUGGUAGCAUUGUAUGUUGCUUCACAUUAUAAGAAUACCCCCAAUGAUCUCCAAAUGAUGUCAGACGCACCAGCUCAUCAUCUCUUCUGUCUCCUAGGACCUGUAGAUCCCAAGAGAAGGACAUUACCAGAAGUAUUAGUCAUAAUUCAAGUAUGUCUCGAAGGUGAAAUAUCAAAGAGUUCUAUCCUCGACGGGUUCUCAAGGGGCAAAAGAGCUGCAGGGGAUUUGAUUCCAUGGACAAUUGGUCAGCAGUAUCAGGAUGCCGAUUUUCCUAAGCUAGCAGGAGCUAGGAUAGUUCGGAUUGCCACACAUCCUGAUUAUCAAGGGAUGGGCUAUGGAGCAAGAGCUUUAGACAUCCUCAAACAAUAUUACGAAUUCAAAAUUCCCAGUUUAGACGAAGAUUCUCAACUGCCGAAACAAGAAAUUGACAAUGUUGAAGACUCUGAAGUUGGUCUAUUAGAGGAGACUGUUGAGCCACGAAAUUCACUGCCGCCAUUGCUGUUUAAAUUGAGUGAAAGACCUCCAGAGAAAUUGGACUAUCUCGGUGUAUCUUUCGGACUGACAGAGCAGCUUAUGAAGUUUUGGAAAAAAGCAGGAUAUGUUCCUGUCUACCUUCGACAGACUACAAAUGAUUUGACAGGAGAACAUUCGUGUAUAAUGUUGAACGUUUUAAAUACUGAUGAAGUUAAGGAGACUGAUUGGCUAGCCGCUUAUUGGACAGACUUCAGGAGGAGAUUCGUCAACCUAUUGGCAUAUCAGUUCUGUAAAUUUUCCCCAAGUUUGUCUUUAGGAGUGCUGUCAAAUAGAGCAGUCAAAUUAAAAACUAAAGAGUUAACCAAGACUGAAUUGGAUAUUCACUUCAUGAAGUACGACCUCAAACGUUUGGAGAUGUACAGCAAUAAUUUGGUUGAUUAUCAUCUCAUCAUGGACUUGAUGCCCACUCUGGCCAGACUUUAUUUCCUAAACCAGUUGGGCAGUAUACAAAUGUCAGCUGUUCAGUCGGCGAUAUUACUUGGUCUUGGUCUCCAACACAAAACAGUGGACGACUUAGCGACAGAACUAGACCUACCCUCCACUCAACUCUUAGGACUAUUCAACCGCUUAAUCAGACGGCUCAGUCAGUAUCUCAACGGUGCUUUGGAAGAAGAUAUCGAAAAGAAGCUUGCGCCAAGGAAAGAUGCGGAAGAUCUAAAAAUGACACCGUUCCCACAGAGCGUUCAAGAUGAACUGGAGCAAGCCGCCAAAGAAUUGAAGAAGAAGCAGAAGAAAGAAUUAGAGAAGUUAAAGAAUGAGAACUUAGAACAGUAUGCCAUUAAAGGGGAAGAAGGCGAAUGGUCGAAGGUGCUGACAGGGAAAGCGAAGAAGUCUAUCGUUACUGUUAAAAGCGGUGAAAAGCGACUACACGAGACAAACAAUACGGAAGGCCAAGAAACAGAAGUUAAAGUGAAGAAGAAGAAAUUUAAAAAUAAGAACAAAAAUAGAACGUUGUAAAAAUAUAUUCUCGUUUUUAA